Messenger RNA from Salvia miltiorrhiza (redroot sage), 888 nucleotides. Its product is annotated as protein FAR1-RELATED SEQUENCE 5-like. Lineage: Eukaryota; Viridiplantae; Streptophyta; Magnoliopsida; Lamiales; Lamiaceae. The transcript has 3 exons. The record is from RefSeq and is a predicted model, not a curated record. The coding region runs from base 1 to 888 and encodes 295 amino acids.
AUGGCGGAUGUAGACCAGAAUGGAGGAGCAGACCAGCCCCAUGAGCUGACUUUGAGGGAGAUGAUGUACCCCAACAACAUGAGCCUGAGGCCUCUGGGCAUCACUUUGCCCACGAUCACUGACAAUUGGGAGUUGAGUUCCUUGAGAGAUACUUCCCUGCAUCACGAGGUUGAAGAUGUUGAAUUUGAAUUUGUCCAUGAGGUUGAAGAUGUGGCGAAUGAAUUUGUUACUUCAACUGCUAUAGAGUUGGAGGAGAAAUUAGCACCUAGAUGUUUAGUUGAUGGGGUCGAUCAAGCAUUUUUGUUGUAUUGUGCCUAUGCAAAACACACUGUAUUCAGCGUAAGGAAAGGGAACCAAGAGCGUUUCGGGCAGACAAAAGUGGUACUUAUAAAGACAUUUGUAUGUUCUUAUUGCGGUUUGACUCCUACUGCUCAUAUUAAUGGGCGAUUGGCAGUAUAUAAGAAAUAUAGCACUAGGUGCAAUUGUGAAGCUCUUUUGAGGGUUGCCCGUGUUAAAGGAUGGCCGUGGAAGAAGUCUAUGUUGGAGGCUUUGAAUUCUACUGGCAUACCAAUAAGUCGUGCCUGUCGUUUCAUGGAAAAUGAAGCUGGUGGCCCUGAAAAUGUCGGAUUUAUUCGUAGAGAUGUCUACCAUCAUAUGGACAAUGUUAGAAGAAAGUCAAAGAUGGCGGAUGGAGAUUCCACAGCUCUUAUGCAAUACUUUGUAGACAAGUCGAACAAAGAGACUUUUUUCUACUGGAAUAUGCAAAAGGAUGAUGAGGGCCGACUUAUGAAUUUCUUCUACCGUGAUUCUCGUAGUGCCCUUGAUUACGAGUAUUUUGGUGAUGUGCUAUUUGUUGGCAUAACCUACAAGAUGAACAAAUUAAUAUGA